AUGGGUGCUUGGGUGAUCGCAGCAGCAACAGUCUUUUCUCUUGGCAUAUUUAUUAAUAUUGUUGUAGAGAAUUUCACAUCGCCCGUCCGAAAACCUCAGUAUAAUGAAAACGAAGAAGGAAUGGGUGACUUUGACGAUCAGAAUGACGAUAAUUCCAUACAAGAUGAAGAUGAUUAUUGGACGGAUUUGGCCGAAUACAUGAGUAUUAUUGAAGAAA
This is a messenger RNA of Dentiscutata erythropus, 217 nucleotides long. The record is from the annotation of a GenBank genome assembly. NCBI's taxonomy places the organism in Eukaryota, Fungi, Glomeromycota, Glomeromycetes, Diversisporales, Gigasporaceae.